GCAGAACCUUGAAAAGCUUUUCCCUUUCCCGGUAGCCACAGAUUUGUUAAUCCAGGGGGAAACUCCAAGAAAGGUAUCUGGGGUUGAAUGGAACUUCCUUACUGGUUCGUUGGGAGGAUCAUCAGCAUAAUUUCGAGAGAAUUUCCUGAAUUGGUAUUUGAUUCUUGUGCUUGUACUCGUUUGUGUACGUUACGUUGCGCACCUUGCUCAUGCUGUAACUCUCAAUUUCUUUCCUUUCUGUCUUCAAUUCAACGCCUACUCUCACUUCACAACAAGACGCUCAUUGAACAUCGGCAAAAGAUUGAAUCGAAGGAUUGAGUAUGGAAAAUUGAGAAUUGAGUGAGAAUAUAUAUUGAAUUGGAUCUCUUGCUGCAUUUGACAACUCUGUCUCUCCACUUUCAUCGUCAAAGCUCCUACUAUCUACCGAAGCCGACCUAUCUCGGCGCAAAUCAAAACAAGGAAGGUAGAGAGAGAUACUAAGGACAACGACAACAUAUGUGGAGAGGGGCUGAAUAUAUACGGGCUUCAUAGCUCGUUCGAUCCAUUCCAGAAUUAACGAAGUCAUGGCCUCAUCUUAUGCGUUGCCGGCUUCAGCAAUUACCAAUGGUCACCUUGGACAUGGACAUGGACAUUCUCAUUCCCAUUCAUCCUCACAUUCAAGCAGGUCCUCGCAAUACUCUGCAAGCAGGUCGAGACCAUCGAAUCAAUCAAUCUCAAGUCCACAUAGCCAUUCGCACGAUCAUUCCGAAACUCUCCAUGAGCAUGAACAUGAACAUGAACAUGAACACGAAAAUGAACACAAUCAUGGCCACUCUGACUCCCACUCUCAUUCGCAUGCCCAUGCGCACAAUCACAGCCAUGAUAACUCAACAUCAUACCUGCCGUCACCGCCAUAUAGUGAAGCGACUCCCAUGUCUGCCACCUUCGAGAAAGAAGCAUAUGGGACCUACGAACCUCCGAUGAACGACGUACAUGUUGACACCCAUCACCAUCAUGAUCAUGACCGCCACAACCAUUCGCAUGGUACGACAACCGAAACGAAAUCACGAUUUACUAGUUUGAUACUGCCAUACGCAUCCAAAUGGCCUCUUUUCCAUGCAAUUUUGGCGAGUAAGGACUCGAGGAGGAUCUUUUAUUUUAUGAGUCUUAAUUUUGCCUUUAUGAUCGUUCAAGCAUUUUACGGAUUCGUUACAGAUUCCCUUGGUCUAUUGAGCGAUAGUAUACAUAUGUUUUUCGACUGCUUAGCACUUGGAGUGGGAUUGUUCGCUGCGGUUGCAAGUAAAUGGCCACCGAGUCAAAGAUUCCCAUACGGAUUUGGAAAGAUUGAGAGUUUGUCGGGAUUUGGUAAUGGAGUAUUUCUCAUACUCAUUAGCAUUGAGAUUAUGAUAGAAGCGACGGAACGAUUAGCAGAAGGACGAGAAACAAAACGAUUGAUGGAACUUUUUGUUGUCAGUUCUUUGGGAUUGGCAGUUAACUUAGUCGGCAUGGCCUGCUUCGGUCAUCAUCAUCACGGACACGACCACGGCGAUCAUGAUCAUGGGCAUGAUCAUAGCAAUUCGCAUGGCCAUUCUCAUUCCCACUCUCACGACUCUCACUCCCAUGACUCUCAUUCCCACUCUGGAUCUUGCGAUCACGGUCAUAAGAAACAGCCCUCAAUUCUACACGAUGACCAUUCACAUUCACAUUCACACGGUGGCCAUUCGCAUGACAACGAAAACAUGAGAGGCAUCUUUCUUCAUGUGCUUGCAGAUACAAUGGGCAGUGCUGCAGUCAUUGUCUCUACUGUGUUAAUAUACUUUGUUGGAUGGUCAGGCUGGGAUCCUCUCGCAUCUUGUCUCAUCGCAAUUCUCAUUUUCCUUUCCUCAAUUCCUCUUGUCAAAAGUAGUGCGAAAAAACUACUUUUAACAGUUCCUGAUGAUACCGAAUACAAUUUACGAAACACCUUGGCUGGUGUAAGUGAUUUACGUGGAGUUCAAGCCUACACCGUUCCAAAGUUCUGGCUAGGCGAUAAAAAUCAAACAGUAUUGGGAGUCAUGCAUGUUGUUGUGACCAGAGGAUCAGAUCUUGAAGAUGUUUUAACGAGAACGAGAGCAUUUCUUUUAAGUAAAGGUGUGGAUGUGGUGGUACAAGUUGAGAAAGAUGGAGACGGUAGUUGUUGGUGUGGAGGAGCGGGUAAUAGCAGUCGAUCGAACACAAAUUCGAGAUUUUCCUAGUUGCUCAAGAUUUAUGGGUAGGAAUUCUUUCAUGGAAGAAACACGGAAUGACGAUAGGAUUGAAUUAGGAUAUUGAUGAAUUGAUGGAUACUUUUAUAGCAGAAAAGACGUGUACAUGCAAAUAGCAUUUAGAUCAUACUAGCAGUACUUUGUAGAGUUGGAAUGGAACGAUACCAUGUAUAUCUUCUACCCUCGGAGCAAGAUAUAUCGAGAACCUUAAACGC
Botrytis sinoallii is the source of this 2437-nucleotide messenger RNA. RefSeq lists its product as uncharacterized. Gene Ontology annotation, cellular component: membrane; Golgi apparatus. The record is from RefSeq and is a predicted model, not a curated record. The coding region runs from base 564 to 2213 and encodes 549 amino acids. Lineage: Eukaryota; Fungi; Ascomycota; Leotiomycetes; Helotiales; Sclerotiniaceae. The transcript is spliced from 3 exons. Gene Ontology annotation, molecular function: zinc ion transmembrane transporter activity. Gene Ontology annotation, biological process: transmembrane transport; intracellular zinc ion homeostasis; zinc ion transport.